This is a messenger RNA of Daldinia childiae, 1041 nucleotides long. RefSeq names its product Short-chain dehydrogenase TIC 32, chloroplastic. The coding region runs from base 1 to 1041 and encodes 346 amino acids. Gene Ontology annotation, cellular component: lipid droplet; endoplasmic reticulum membrane; mitochondrial outer membrane. The record is from RefSeq and is a predicted model, not a curated record. Lineage: Eukaryota; Fungi; Ascomycota; Sordariomycetes; Xylariales; Hypoxylaceae. The transcript has 3 exons. Gene Ontology annotation, molecular function: 3-beta-hydroxysteroid 3-dehydrogenase (NADP+) activity.
AUGGCCGCCGCUAAAGGGACUAUCAUCGUCACAGGGGCAAACGGUGGGCUCGGAAGCGCCAUAGCACAGCAAAUCGCCUCCAAGCCCGAAUUCUCCGCCUACCAUGGGCUUUACACCGUCCGCGAUUUGACGCGCGCAGACGCUCUUACUCCGGCCGUUGCUAUUGGCCCGGCACACCGGCAUGAUGUUGUAGCUCUUGAUUUGACGAAGCUUGACGACGUUCGUCAAGUAGCAGAGGUCAUUAACGCUCGCGUUUCCGCAGGUCAGCUCCCACCUAUCCGCGCUCUCAUCCUCAACGCUGGCUUUCAGGACUUUGGUAAGCAGUCAUGGACGGACGAUGGCCUCGACACCACCUUUGCGGCAAACUAUCUCGGCCACUGGCUGCUCACCCUUCUUUUGCUUAAGAGCGUAGACAAAGAGGAUGGGCGGAUCAUCGUGAUUGGAAGCCAGAGUCAUGACCCCAAUGACCCUCGAAACGUUCGUAGUAAAGCCUUCGAGGACCCCAAAUACAAAACAAUCAUCUCCGACGCUGCAAGCUUCGAGGCAAUCGCCAAAGGAACUUGGAGCCCUGCCACCGAAGACGCAUCCUUUCGGGGCGGGUUCCGACGGUACGGCGCCGCGAAACUCUUCCUCAUCAUGAUGCAGCAUGAAUUGCAAGCGCGGCUAGACUCCGACCCUACGCUAAACAAGAUCUGCGUGCUCGGCGUCGACCCGGGGACCAUGAUCAGCGGCCUGCAGAGACUUGCGAACUGGGUAAUCCGCGUGCUCAUCUUCCAGAUCAUAUACCCGCUUAUCCUGUACUGGAACCCGAACGGACCGGUAAGGCCACCGAGCCGCUCUGCAGGUGAUGUCUUGGAGGCGGCAUUUGGGGUGGUAGGUGAGGGAGGGAACCCGCCGAGGGAUGGAUAUUUUGAUGGGAGGGUGCCGUUGGAGACGAGCGAGGAGUCGAGGGAUGUGGUGAAGAGGGGGUUGGUGUGGAAGGAGACGGUGAGAUUAGCGGGUUUGGAAGAGGGUGAGACGGUUCUUGUUAAUUGGCGGUAG